Messenger RNA from Ilex paraguariensis (yerba mate), 1653 nucleotides. The record is from the annotation of a GenBank genome assembly. NCBI's taxonomy places the organism in Eukaryota, Viridiplantae, Streptophyta, Magnoliopsida, Aquifoliales, Aquifoliaceae.
GUCUGGAAUCUUCUAGACAGUUCCUGAAACUGCUUAGAUUUUGAUUUCCAGAAAGGACCUAACCGAGUUUUGUGUGUGUUUGUGUGUCUAUUUAUACAAAUUCCUUGUACUAUUUCCGAAAUUUUCAAAUUUCUAGUAAUUGCUUCCAGAUAGAAAUAGAGAGCGACUCUGUUUAGGGUUAUUUUGUUUUUUUUUUUGUGGGUUGAUUGAAAUGGCGAAAGAAGGACCAAAUUGGGAUGGAUUACUAAAGUGGAGCCUGGCUCACUCUGAUGGUACUAGUUCCAAUCGUAAUUUGAGUGAUGAGGAUCGAAGAUGGUUCAUGGAAGCUAUGCAAGCUCAAACAAUGGAUGUUAUUAAGCGAAUGAAAGAGAUAACCCUUGUUAUGCAAACUCCAGAGCAAGUUUUGGAAUCUCAAGGAGUUACUCCUGCAGAAAUUGAAGAUAUGUUAGAUGAGCUGCAAGAUCAUGUUGGUUCUAUCGAUAUGGCUAAUGAUCUUCACUCAAUUGGUGGUUUGGUCCCUCUCCUUGGGUACCUGAAAAACACCCAUGCUAACAUUCGAGCAAAGGCUGCAGAGGUUGUGACUACAAUUGUUCAGAACAAUCCCACUAGUCAACAACUAGUCAUGGAAGCUAAUGGCAUGGAGCCUCUCCUCUCCAAUUUCACUUCUGAUCCAGAUGUUGCUGCCCGAACCAAAGCACUUGGUGCAAUAUCCUGUUUGAUCAUGCACAACAAGCCUGGAAUUGCAGCAUUUCGUCUUGCAAAUGGUUAUGCAGCUCUGAGAGAUGCUCUAAGUUCUGAGAGUGUUAGAUUCCAAAGGAAAGCCCUUAACUUGGUCCAUUAUUUACUGAACGAGAACCGUUCAGACUGCAAUGUAGUAUCCGAGCUUGGGUUCCCUCGCAUUAUGAUGCACCUGGCCUCCAGUGAAGAUCCAGAGGUACGAGAAGCUGCACUCCGGGGUCUGCUUGAGCUCGCCCGAGAUAGAAAAGAAGGAAAUGACAGUAGCUUGAGUGAAGAAGAUGACAAACUGAAGCAAAUUCUCCAAGAAAGAAUUAAGGGUAUCAGCUUGAUGUCAUCUGAAGACCUUGGGGCUGCUAAAGAAGAAAGGCAGCUUGUGGAGUCCCUUUGGAAUGCCUACUACAAUGAGCCAUCUUCUCUUCGAGAGAAGGGGCUUGUUGUCCUCCCAGGUGACGAUGCACUCCCACCUGAUGUUGCCAGCGAACAUUUUGAGCCGGCUCUUAGAGCUUGGGCUGCAAACCGAGAAGCUGAGAAAAAAGCAGAUAAUGAAAGGAAAGAAGCUCCUUUGUUACUAGGAUUUGGUCCGUCAGCUGUGAAUACUACUGUUCAGAGUGGCUCUGAUGCAGAUACUGCAAGUGGACAGAAUAAUGCUUCUACAUAAAUCGAUUGUAUUAUACGUGGUUUUCAUGAUUUUGCUAGAGUUGGCUUGAAAAGUUUUGUUGUUACAUUUGUGUUUCUGAUAUUAAGCAUUUUUGCAGUAGUUUUGCUUAGGCUUGUUAUCUGUUGGAUUUCAGAAUGGAGCUGUCUGAAAUUUAUCGCGUCUCAGGAAACAACAAAUGGCUAUUUUAUUUUUCAAUGUUAAUUUUUGUUGUUGAUGGUUAGGAAAGAAUUUCUUUGAAUGCAUUACCAAGGGUGGCU